CCCGGGGCAGGGUCACCCUCGCGGCCGGGGCGGUCACUGCCAGGGCGCGGGCCGGGGCGGAACCCGGUACCGCGGCUCGGGUGGCGGCGGUGGCGGCGGGCGAGGGGCGGGCCCUCGCGCGGAGGGCGUGGUCUGGGCGUCCGGGGCGGCCGGCGCGCGGAGCCUGCGAACCAGCCAGCCAGCGAGCGACGGGCGCGCGCGGCCCCUGCGCACUCGGCCGCCGCCUGCGCGCGUUGCGGGCGGAGCGGCACACUCGCGUCCACGGUUCCGCGGCCAAGCCCCGGGAGGACGCGCUCCCCUGCGCCGUCAGCACCCGCGCCCCUUCCCACCGCAACAGGUCAGGGGAGGGCGGAGGUGACGAGGGCGCCCGACCCGGGACUAGAGGACGGAAGGGUCUGGAAGGUGAGCGCAGCCCUGCGCCUCCCCCCCGACCCAGGGUUUGGGGUCUGUCCGUCCGGCCCCCGCCGCCGCGGACUUCUCGGAAGCCAAGGCUCUCCCCGCCUCUCUGCCGGCUUCCCAGCACGCUGACUCAAGUCGCUGGCGUUCCCACUUUUCCGGUGGGAGCCUUCGGGGAGAACGGGCGAGGGCGCAGAGCUCUCCCCGCCCUACUUGAGAUCCCGCGGCAGGUAGCGCCUAGAAACACAGGGACGGGGACACGGGAAGAGACCCAUGCUCCUCCCUCACCCCACCCCCAAAAUCUAACGUCUGCCCGUGCACCCCGCGUUUCGCGGAGAGCUGUCCCGUUGUUGGAACCUGGUCCCUGAGUUGCGUAAUGAAGAGUCCCAGAAGUUUCUCGGGGGGAGGGGGUGGGGAAAAGCGGGGUUCUUCUCUCCUGCACCCCGGGACCCUCCCCUGUGCCUGUAGUGGAGAGAGAUGAGGGCUUCCCGUCGCGUCUCACUGAGCGCUGGAGGGAGGCGUGUGUCGGUGGUCCGCAGCCUUCGGAGAGCGAGGGGAGGAGUUGGAGACUGACUUCUGGGGCACAGGGAGAGGCGUCUUCAGAACAUGAGACUAGUUAAUUUCUCCUGAUGAUGCUUUUUUCCUUCGGGUGUCUCAUCCUCUGGGACCUUGGCACCGCCAGCCCUCCGAAGGUGCGAGCCCCGGAGCCGGGGAAUGAGGGGAGAGAAGGUGGGGAGUGUGAAUCACACGUUACCUUAGCGUAAUGGUAGCUACAUUAAUGGAGCUGCGACGGGCUUGCGGGCGGCUCGGUACUGUCCUGCUAGGUUUGUCUUCCAGGAGCUUCUCCACCACCAGCACCCCCAUAUUGUUAUGCAAAUCACCCCAGGAAGGCACUUGGCUUUGGAGGUGGAGAUGUGUCCGAAUCUCCCUUGAACCCGUCUCUGCUGGCGGAAAGGCAUUGCAGCCAAGUGAUUUGUUUUAUUUAAGGGUGGAGCGGGGAUAAUUUGAACCCCCCUUGGUGCACUUUGUAGGUAGGGUGUGACUUAUCACGGAGAAACCGGACUAAUUUAAAACCUUCUAUGCAAACCUGUAAAUUAAGGCGAAGACCCAGUGUUCCCUGGUCCAGUUGCAAAGUGAGAAGAGCUCAAGAACUGAGGCACAAAAACAUUAGGCGAAGGAGUCUGAGAGGUAUGGAGAAUUUUGCUUGUGCAAGAUUAUUUCCGAGCAAGGUCGUGCGGUGUGUGUAGAGGGUAGGUGGCGUGGGAUACCUCUCUCAGACCUGCGUGGUGUCGGCCUCUGGGAGGGGAUAAAAGGCACAAAAAAAGACCUUUGGACCCAAGAAUCCAGUUUUUUUCUCUGGGGCUGAAUAAUAUCUAGGCAUGGCCCUGUUUCAAUGUUUACUUCCUCUGUCUAAUAUAUUUCCUUAGCUCGCCUUUCAUCUUUAGUGGGAAGGAUUCCUUUAGUGGAUAUUUUGGAAGUAGAUUCACAGGAGAAUGGAAAACUCUGGAUGGUUUGCCUGCUUUAAUUUCAAGGUGUUGUCCCUGGUGGAUGUUGGAAAGUAUUGUAUUUGAAUAUUUGAAGAUAAAUAUGCGGAAAAGCAGUGGUGAGAACUAAAGGAAAACGACCCAAGGGGAGACGAGGAGAGAAGGCAAGAGAAUAGAUAAGUAGUAUUUAAAACUAGAGAAACUCAUUUGAAUUAAGCUAUUUUUAAGGAGAGAAAGAACCAAGGAAAUAAUUUGGAGUAGAUUUGGUCAUUUCGAGACAAAUAGAGAUUGAAGAGUGGGACUUUUGGGGUAAAUGAGUUUAGAUAUUGGAGACUUUUCUCAAAUGUAACUUACAAGGUUGAUGAGGCUGGAGAUGUAGGACUUGCAGGUAUGUUGCUGUGAAUUCUUUGCUUUUCACCUGCAAGAAUAAAAUGAACUGUUAAAUAUUAAUCUGCCUUAUUCACUGUAACGAUUGAAUGUGUCUUUGGCAUUUGCUUAACUUCAACUUUGCAAAAAUGUGAUUUUGAAGAAUCACAGUGUGUUAAAUUAGAAUGCAAAGAACAUUUAGAGAUUGAGAAUUUAUGACGAAAGUCCAGGCCAUUUUAAACAUUGCUUUCUCCUACAUCCAUAACAUGCAUGCAUUUUUUUUGCUACCAGAAUCACUGGUCCACUAUAGGGUAA
Sapajus apella (tufted capuchin) is the source of this 2561-nucleotide messenger RNA. Its product is annotated as serine/arginine repetitive matrix protein 3-like. Lineage: Eukaryota; Metazoa; Chordata; Mammalia; Primates; Cebidae. The transcript has 2 exons. The annotation marks the transcript as partial. The record is from RefSeq and is a predicted model, not a curated record.